This is a messenger RNA of Phanerochaete carnosa HHB-10118-sp, 1156 nucleotides long. RefSeq lists its product as uncharacterized. The record is from RefSeq and is a predicted model, not a curated record. The coding region runs from base 188 to 1156 and encodes 322 amino acids. The transcript has 3 exons. Lineage: Eukaryota; Fungi; Basidiomycota; Agaricomycetes; Polyporales; Phanerochaetaceae.
CUGCAGAGCCUAGCAUUUCCACGUUUGGAAUAUCUUGGAGUAUCUGGACCACCCAGAGAAGCCCCCCCCCCCAAACUUGAACUUCACUUUGCGUGCUCCUCAUCUCACAGCGCUCCACGUCACAAACGCUCUGCUCCCCAAGCUGGCACACCCGCUCGCUCAUGUCACUGAUCUCACAUUGUACAACAUGUCCCUCCAUCGCGCGGAGCUCCUUAAAACCCUAUCGACUGCAUCACAUACGCUGCGCUGCCUCACACUCGAUUUCGUCCAGUUCCACCCGUAUGACCUCCAAGCCAACAUUGUUCUGCCCGAAGUGCACCUUCUUCAUCUGCGCGUUCUCGUCGCUGAACUCUUGUGCGACGGCGACUCGCGCUGCACCGUCCUCCUCGCCAUCUACAGGGGCGCGCCCGCACUUGAGACGCUGCGCAUGUCUCUCUGCCAGAACCUCCUCGACGAGCUCGUGGCGGGCAGGGUGCAGCUCCCAAGCAUGCGCCACCUGCAGUACGACGGUAUGGAUAUGGGGAAGAAGAAGAAGCCCGCGGGCGCGGGCUUUUUGCGUCUCUGCCCGGCCUCGAGACGCUCCAGGGGCUCGGAGGGCCAGGCUCGGUGUCUUGCAUGGCCGAACCUGAUGACACUGGUAUUCCACUCGCUCGAGGAGGAGCUCACUCUGCUCCGGUUCGUCGAGCAUCGCGUUCGGGUGGGACGUCCCCUGCGCCGAAUCGUGCUUGAUGACGCCAAUGUCGCAAGGCUCGGUGUCGGGGAGCGAGAGAAGUACGAGAGACACGGUUUAGAGAUUGAUGCGGGAUCUCCUAGACCGUCUCAGGAGUCCUCCGCCUUUGAUGCACAAAGGGUCGAAGCGUGUGGAACUGUCAUCACGUCGUACCGACGCAGCGAGCUCACGAAAGCCGAAGCCACGCUUCGGCUCCUGGCGGUCAUCAAACUUGAAGAUGCCGCCGACGAGCAGGACCGCACAAGCCGUACGGCCGCGUACGCAACCUUCCUUGCUCAGCUCGAUGAAGCAGAAAGAGCCAACAAUCAAGCUGGCUCUCGAGGACAGACUGAGAGUCAGCCUGCUCCCCCUCAAGAGAGCCAAACGCAACCUACUGAGUCGUCUGAGCGAGAGAGGGACAGCGCCAAUGAUGGAGACGAGGAAUAG